Messenger RNA from Prunus armeniaca (apricot), 960 nucleotides. The record is from the annotation of a GenBank genome assembly. Lineage: Eukaryota; Viridiplantae; Streptophyta; Magnoliopsida; Rosales; Rosaceae.
AUGGCAGAAGAAUCCGGAGUAGAACGUCUGAGCUCUACUUCUGAGGCUUCUAACAUCUCAGCCGCCUCGGAUGGCCCACCACCAACACAAAAAGAUGGUCCUGAAAAUCUUGAUCAGAAAAUAAAGAUGAAAUUGAAAGAGAAAAUUGUCAUCGAUGAUUCUGAUGACGAUGAUACUCAACAACUCCCAAAACAACCACCGCCACAACCAGUCGUCAGAUCAUCGUCGUCGCCAUCACCAAGUUCUCGACUCCGACUUGAUCUGAAGCUUUGCAACGACAACUCUGCUCGCGGGUCAGGGUCGACGUCGAGGCUUGAACUCAGCCUGUUCAACACUUCGAACCCGGGUUCUUCCAACCCAGGCUCAUCAAAUCCUGUCUCAAGGUACUCUCAACCCAACGAGACCACAGAUGAGAACCCACGUGGCAGUGAUGACAAAAGAUCCCAACCUAGGGUUUUCACAUGCAACUUUUGCAAGAGGGAAUUCUCUACUUCCCAAGCAUUGGGAGGGCAUCAAAACGCUCACAAACAAGAGCGCGCCUUAGCCAAAAGGCGGCAAGGAGGACUUGAAAAUAUGGGAGGUGUCUUGGGACAUUCCCCUUUUCUUAUUACAACCCAUAUUCAACCUUCUUAUCCAUGGUCCUCAACCCCCGGCUUCGGGAGGUUUGGCCAUGGUUCUGGGGCAUGGUCAUCUAGGGCAGGAAGCCUCCUGAACUUCCAAUCCACUAUUGAUAGGCUCAACCUGGAGGGCCUUCAUGCUAAUGCUCCCAAUGGAAUAUUAGGGCUUCCAGGAACCAGUAGCGCUCCAAGGUUUGAUCAGGAAAUCGGUGCUGUUCGCAACUUUGGUGGUUCGAGUUCGAAUUUUGGAAUCAACAGGCCAUUCCUUGGUGAUCUUAUCCGCCGCGAACCUCCAACAUCUGAUACCGAUGCUGCUGGCCUAGAUCUGUCUCUUAAGCUUUAG